AAACGAAACUUGAAAAUGCAUAUAAAAACUUUUUAUUUAAUUCGUUUUGCUAGAAAGCAAUUGCUUACAUGCAUGAAAAAUGGAGGAUCGAUAUAAAGGUGCCUGUUUUUUGUUAUAAAUAAAUAAAAAGAAAUUAAAUAAAAACCUAAAAUGUCUGGAGACAGUGAGAAUUCGUCAUUUGAAUUACAGCCAAAUAAUCGAGACUGGUAUUUUAUUGGUACAGCAGGAAGUAAUUUGAAUGAGUUUGAAUUAAAAAAUGCUACUCGCAAUCAAAAUGUCCAUAUACGCAACAAGUCCAGUAUCAAUAGAAUCACUGUGAACAACAAAAUUAACAGAAUUAUUCUUGGUAAGAGAAAUGUGAUAAAGUAAACAUAAUUAUUCGUAGUGUUCAAUCUGCGAUUGAAGUCAUUAAUUGUAAGAAUUGCCAAAUACAGGUACUUGGCCUGGCCAACAGCAUUUCAAUAGACAACUCCGAGUCCAUUCAAUUGUACGCUAGCUUCGAAUCUCGCUUCAUUGAAAUUACAACGUGUCUUGUAAGUAAUAUUGUUGCCCACUACCAACCGUACGAAGAUAAGCCCGAUGAAUGGAUCGAAAUGCCUAUUCCAACGCAGUUCGUUCAUUGUAUGGCGCCCUCGCUAAAUAAGCUAGAUACUAAAGUGUCUAAUGUUUUCUUUUAAACAUGUUCUGCUAAGCGCCUUUUUUUAUAAUAUAAAUGAUAAAGUGUCAUGUUGAAAUGCAUUUCGAAAAUAUUUGUUUUGAUUACACUUGACAAAAAGUAAUCUGUUAGUAAUUAAACAUUGUCAUAAAACAAAAACGGUAUAACUGGCUUUUAGAAAUUGAAAAGAAAAAUACAAGCACCGAGGCUCGAACUCGGGACCUUCUGCGUGUUAAGCAGACGUCAUAACCACUAGACCAUGCCUGCGUUUACAUCAAGUUGGUAUAAGCUUCACGAAAACAACAAAAUACAAUUAGUUUUGUUUUGAGUUUUAUUUGGAAAUCUUUAAUAAUUUUUUUUUUUGUUCUUAAUCGCGGUGAAUUCUCAGUAAAACACAUCUGGCCAAGUGAAUCUGAAUUGUGUCAUUCCACAGCUUACAUAAUUUUUUUCGUUGACAAAGAAAAAACCAUUACAAUCUAUGAUUUUGUAUUUCUUAAAAUUGCGUUAUUAAAUCGCUUGGAGUUUUUCUUGUUAAAGCUAAAUUGUGUAAUGAUAACUCGAUCGCAAAAACGAAAUUUACCAGUUCUUGUGAAAACAGAAAAAAGAGAUACUGAAGAAAAGCAAUGUGAUUAUUUAAAGGAAUUAAAAAGAAACAAAUCUUCGGAUGAACAGAAAAACACAGCAGUACUACCAGCAAAGAAAAAAUUGAUUAUUUCGUCUUCGGAUAUUGAAGACGCAGCCAAUGCGUGUUCUCCAUUACCACCCGAUUUUGACUUUGUUUAUCAAGGUAUAUUGGAUAUGCGAGCCGCGUAUGAUGCUCCCGUUGAUAUAAUGGGUUGUGACAAACUAGCGGAUUUAUCAUGCGAACCAAAAAUUCAGAGAUUCCAUCACCUUGUGGCUGUAUUCUUGUCAAGUCAAACGACCGACAAGGCUACUGCAAGUUGCAUGAACCGUUUGAAACAAAUUGGUCUCACUGUCGAAUCCAUUUUACAAUGGGACGAAGAUGCUUUAGAAAACAUUUUAAGAGGGGUUUCGUUUCAUAAAAUUAAAGCAAAAAAUUUAAAAAAAAUUGCACACAUACUCAAUAAUAGUUAUGACGGCGACGUACCUCAAACGUAUGUAGAAUUGUGUAAACUGCCUGGAAUUGGACCUAAAAUGGCGUUAAUUGCUCUUCAUUCUGCCUGGAAUCGGGUGGAAGGCAUUGCUGUCGAUGUUCACGUUCACCGUAUAUCAAAUAGGUUUCAAGAAUUUAUAAACAUUUACAGCCGUCAUUUUAUUCAUAUCUUUUCUCUGUCUCAUUUUGUAAACAUACUUAGGCUUGGCUGGAUUCAAACGAAAACACCUGAACAAUCAUGCCUUGCUUUGACUCGAAUGAUUCCUAGACACUUGUACGCGCAAUUCAAUACAGUUCUUGUCGGAUUUGGACAACAACGUUGUAAAGCGUUGAAUCCUUUGUGCAAUUCUUGUUUAGUACAAAGCAAGUGUCCGUAUGCCCAAAAGUUUUUGAAAGAAAAACCAUUUCUGGAGAAAGUAAAACGUUUGAAGUCAUUAAAAAAAUUACAACUGUCGAGUUUAAGCGAUAAAGAAACAUGAC
Molecule: messenger RNA, 2249 nt
Organism: Hylaeus volcanicus
Lineage: Eukaryota; Metazoa; Arthropoda; Insecta; Hymenoptera; Colletidae
Product: endonuclease III-like protein 1
Exons: 14
Coding region: 1205-2248 (347 amino acids)
Biological process (GO): base-excision repair, AP site formation; base-excision repair; nucleotide-excision repair
Cellular component (GO): nucleus
Molecular function (GO): DNA-(apurinic or apyrimidinic site) endonuclease activity; oxidized pyrimidine nucleobase lesion DNA N-glycosylase activity; DNA binding
Source: RefSeq, a predicted model, not a curated record